Molecule: messenger RNA, 1008 nt
Organism: Acanthosepion pharaonis
Lineage: Eukaryota; Metazoa; Mollusca; Cephalopoda; Sepiida; Sepiidae
Source: the annotation of a GenBank genome assembly
AUGUCUGCUAAUCUAUCUAUCUAUCUAUCUAUCUAUCUAUCUAUCUAUCUAUCUAUCCCAGUCUCCUCUUCUAUCUAUCUAUCUAUCUAUCUAUCUAUCUAUCUAUCUAUCUAUCUAUCCCAGUUUCCUCAUGUAGUCAUCUAUCUAUCUAUCUAUCUAUCUAUCUAUCUAUCUAUCUAUCUAUCUAUCUAUCCCAGUUUCCUCAAAAUUCUCAUUUCUUUCUUUUUCUUUCUCGUUAUUCUUCCUUUUAUAUUUUUUUCUCUUUUUAAUUUUUUUCAUUCGUUACGUUUUAUUUUUCUCCUGUAUGUUCUUUCUUUCUUUCUUUCUUUCUUUCUUUCUUUCUUUCUCUUGCCACCUUGCUAUCAUCUUUCUUUCUUUCUUUCUUUCUUUUCUUUCUUUCUUUCUUUUUUUUUGAUUAAGGCUUUUUUUUUCCCUGUGUUCUUUGUUUCUUUUUUUUUUUUUCUUUCUUUCUUUCUUUUUUUUUCAUUUUUAUUUGGGCUUUUUAUUUCUUCUGCUGUGUGCUUCCUUUCUUUCUUUCUUUCUUUCUUUCUUUUGAUUAAGGUUUUAUUUUUUCUCCUGUGUGCUUUCUUUCUUUCUUUCUUUCUUUCUUUCUUUCUUUCUUUCUUUCUUUUGUUUGAGGUUUUAUUUUUUUCUCCUGUGUGUUUUUAUCCUGUCUUUCAUUUUUUCUUUCUUUUUUCUUUCUUCCUUUCCCUAUAUAUUUUCUUUCUCUCCUGUGUACUCUUCUUUCUUUCUUUUUGUCUUUCUUUAUUCUUUCUUUCUUUCUUUCUUUCUUUCUUUCUUUCUUUCUUUCUUUCUUUUCUAUUAAUGCGAAGUUUCUGUUCAUUGCUUUUAUUUAUAAUUUUUCUUUCUUUUAUUCUUUCAAUUAAUUUUUUUCGUUCAAUUUCUUUCUUUCUUUCGUUCAAUUUCUUUCUUUCUUUCUUUCUUUCUUUCUUUCUUUCUUUCUUUCAAGUAUUCCCUUUUUUCUACGUGUUCUUUUUCUUUCAUUAA